UGCUGGGCACCUGGGAGGAUAUCAUGCUCCGCUGCCUGAUUUCCCUGCAAGAAGGAAGAAUCCAAAGAAACCUGUUCUAGGACUGGAUGGUUCACCCUGACAGAGACACCUACUGUACCCAUCGCAUGGACGCAGAGGACCUGGCAUAUGAUUGCUACUGAGGAGAUAUGGAGCCCGCAAUGAAUGCAGAACUCUGGGCAUCCAAUAAAUGGUUGUAUACAGCAGAACCCGCGGCUGACGGACCACCCAUUCCACCUCCGUGCCCGGGAUCUGUGGUUGCACAGCAGGCCUUACCCGCACUCACAGUAGAUGUGCAAACACCCACGGUCAAGGCGGAUGACCCCAGUUCUUCUUAUCUGACCAAUAUGGACUGUCCUGUCUGCUUCAGCAGAUAUGACAUCUACCGGGUUCCCAAGGAGCUGUCCUGCAAACAUAACUUCUGCGCUGUAUGUCUUAAGCUACUGAUCCGCAACGAUGGUGGAACCUGGCUCAUCUCGUGCCCCAUCUGCAGAGCUUCCACCGCAGUAUUUGGGGGGCUCGUAUGUACUUUGCAGAACAAAGAGUCACUAAUGAGCAGACUGGAGAACCCUGGACCCAAAUAUGGGGUUCCCUGUGGAGGCUCUGAGACACCAGAGAGUGCUGUGAGACUGCGCAGUGAUGGCCACGGAGUCUCGGAUGAUGAAAGUCAUGGAAACCUGAGAAUGGCGGCGAAAAGACUGGUCGUCCUCUUCAUGAUGCUGCUCAUCAUUCUCAUCAUCAUCCUCCAGUUUGUGUAUACAGGAAUCAUGAAGUGGGUGCUGGGGUUCCUACUGGGGGUGGUCGUCAUUAUCACUGUCCUGCUCUGCUUCAACCCAAACUGCAAGAUGAGGCUGUCAAAGACAGGGAGCCAACAGAAAGAUAUUGUCAUAAUGUCACUGCCUGAUACGUGCACUGCGUGAUACAUGGACUGAAACGUGCGCUGUGUGAUAUAUAUACUGUAACGUGCACUACAGAAUGUGAUACAUGGACUGAAACGUGCACUGUGUGAUAGAUAUAUACUGUAACGUGCACUACAGACUGAAACGUGCACUAUGUGAUAUAUACUGUACAUUCACUACAGUAUGUGGUACGUGGACUGAAACGUGCGCUGUGUGAUAUAUAUACUGUAACGUGCACUACAGAAUGUGAUACAAGGACUGAAACGUGCGCUGUGUGAUAGAUAUACUGUAAUGUGCACUACAGAAUGUGAUACAAGGACUGAAACGUGCACUGUGUGAUAUAUAUACUGUAACGUGCACUACAGAAUGUGAUACAAGGACUGAAACGUGCGCUGUGUGAUAGAUAUACUGUAAUGUGCACUACAGAAUGUGAUACAAGGACUGAAACGUGCACUGUGUGAUAUAUAUACUGUAACGUGCACUACAGAAUGUGAUACAAGGACUGAAACGUGCGCUGUGUGAUAUAUAUACUGUAACGUGCACUACAGAAUGUGAUACAAGGACUGAAACGUGCGCUGUGUGAUAUAUAUACUGUAACGUGCACUACAGAAUGUGAUACAUGGACUGAAACGUGCACUGUGUGAUAGAUAUAUACUGUAACGUGCACUACAGACUGAAACGUGCACUAUGUGAUAUAUAUACUGUAACAUUCACUACAGUAUGUGGUACGUGGAGUGAAACGUGCGCUGUGUGAUAUAUAUACUGCAACGUGCACUACAGUAUGUGAUAUAUGGACUGCAACGUGCGUUAUGUGAUAUAUAUACUGUAACGUGCACUACAGUAUGUCAUAUAUGGGCUGCAACG
Pseudophryne corroboree (corroboree frog) is the source of this 1781-nucleotide messenger RNA. RefSeq names its product ring finger protein 186 (gene RNF186). Gene Ontology annotation, biological process: protein ubiquitination. Bases 168 to 938 code for a protein of 256 amino acids. The transcript has a single exon. NCBI's taxonomy places the organism in Eukaryota, Metazoa, Chordata, Amphibia, Anura, Myobatrachidae. The record is from RefSeq and is a predicted model, not a curated record. Gene Ontology annotation, molecular function: ubiquitin protein ligase activity.